CACAGGCUGCUGCUGCUGUUGUUGUUGCUGCUGCUGCCUCGUGGUGACGCUGCCUCUCGAUUCGCUGCCAAAUCCACGCGGCGGCCGCGAGGGGCGUCGCCUGAAAUCCGCGACCCCGGGGCCCGAGCCACCGCCACUCGGCAUCCUCCUCCACCUCCUCCACCUCGCCGUCUCUUCUCGUCUCCUCCUCCUCGCCGCCGCCGCUGCUGCUGCUGCUAACCAUGGCCCCCAACGAGCUGGCGCUCUUCAGCGUGUCCAACAAGGAGGGCCUGGUGGGCCUGGCCUCUCGGCUGGACGCUCUCGGGCUCGGCCUGGUGGCUUCCGGAGGGACCGCCACGGCUCUCCGCGAUGCCGGCCUCUCCGUCAGGGACGUGGCGGAGGUGACGGGUUUUGCCGAGAUGCUGGGAGGCCGAGUGAAGACUCUGCACCCAGCCGUGCACGGAGGGAUUCUGGCACGCUCGUCGGCUGGGGACCAGGCAGACUUGGAAAAGCACGGCUUCAGCAUGAUAAGGGUGGUGGUGUGCAACCUCUACCCGUUCAUUAAAACCGUCUCGACGCCAGGCGUCACCGUGCCCGACGCCGUGGAGCAGAUCGACAUCGGCGGAGUCACGCUGCUGCGCGCGGCCGCCAAGAACCACGAGCGCGUCACGGUGCUGUGCGAUCCAGCGGACUACGGCACUGUCGCCGCAGAGAUGGAGGCGUCGGCAGAGCGGGACAGCUUGCCCGAGACGCGGCGAUGCCUGGCGCUCAAGGCGUUUGAGCACACCGCGCGCUACGACGCCGCCAUCGCCGACUACUUCCGCCGCGAGUUUGGGCGCGGCGCGGCCCAGCUGCCGCUGCGCUACGGCAUGAACCCCCACCAAGCGCCGGCGCAGAUCUACACCACGGGGCCCCGCCUCCCCCUCACCGUGCUCAACGGCUCCCCGGGGUUCAUCAACCUGUGCGACGCUCUCAACGCGUGGCAGCUUGUGCGGGAGCUCAAGACGGCGCUGGCUCUCCCGGCGGCUGCCUCUUUUAAGCACGUCAGCCCUGCCGGUGCAGCGGUGGCCGUGCCGCUGAGCGAGGAGGAGGCGCGCGUGUGCAUGGUGCAGGAUAUUGCCGGUAGCCUGAGCCCUCUGGCGACCGCGUACGCCCGCGCCCGGGGCGCUGACCGCAUGUCAUCAUUCGGCGAUUUCAUCGCUCUCUCGGACGUGUGCGACGUGCCGACUGCCAAGAUCAUCUCUCGCGAGGUGUCGGACGGCAUCGUGGCGCCAGGAUACGAAGAGGAAGCGUUGAAGAUCCUGGCCAAGAAGAAGAAUGGGAAUUACUGCGUGCUGCAGAUGGACGCUGCGUACGAGCCGGAGCCGCAGGAGUCGCGCACCGUCUUCGGCCUGCAGCUGCAGCAGAAGCGCAACGACGCCGUCAUCGACCGCACGCUCUUCUCCAACGUGGUCACGGCUCGCAAGGAGCUGCCCGAGGAAGCCGUCCGCGAUCUGAUUGUGGCGUCGGUCGCUGUGAAGUACACGCAGUCCAACUCUGUCUGCUACGCCAAGAACGGACAGGUGAUCGGCAUCGGGUCCGGGCAGCAGUCGCGCAUCCACUGCACGCGCCUGGCCGGCGACAAGGCCAACCACUGGUGGCUGCGGCAGCACCCGCGUGUCCUCGGCCUGCGCUUCCGCGCCGCCGUGAAACGCGCCGAAGUCUCCAACGCCAUCGACGUGUUCGUCUCCGGCACCGUGGGGCAGGACGUGGACCUCGCCACUUGGCAGGCCCUCUUUGAGGAGGUCCCCGAGGCCUUCACGGAGGCCGAGCGGAAGGACUGGAUUGGUCGCCUCGAGGGCGUCGCCCUGAGCUCCGACGCUUUCUUCCCGUUCUGCGACAACGUGGAUCGCGCCAAGCAGAGCGGCGUGCAGUUCAUAGCGGCGCCGUCUGGAUCCACCGCAGAUCAGCUGAUCGUGGAGGCGUGCGACAAGCACGGCAUAGCGCUGGCGCACACCAACCUGCGCCUCUUCCACCACUGAUGCCACCACCCAGCGCACGUACACACCCGCACACGUGCUCACACCCGCACGUACACACCCACACACGUGCUCACACCCGCACGUACACACCCGCACACACGUGCUCACACCCGCACGUACACCCUUACACACGUGCU
Lethenteron reissneri (Far Eastern brook lamprey) is the source of this 2137-nucleotide messenger RNA. RefSeq names its product 5-aminoimidazole-4-carboxamide ribonucleotide formyltransferase/IMP cyclohydrolase (gene ATIC). Gene Ontology annotation, biological process: 'de novo' IMP biosynthetic process. Gene Ontology annotation, molecular function: IMP cyclohydrolase activity; phosphoribosylaminoimidazolecarboxamide formyltransferase activity. Lineage: Eukaryota; Metazoa; Chordata; Hyperoartia; Petromyzontiformes; Petromyzontidae. Gene Ontology annotation, cellular component: cytosol. The record is from RefSeq and is a predicted model, not a curated record.